Molecule: messenger RNA, 6675 nt
Organism: Plasmodium fragile
Lineage: Eukaryota; Apicomplexa; Aconoidasida; Haemosporida; Plasmodiidae
Exons: 4
Coding region: 1-6675 (2224 amino acids)
Source: RefSeq, a predicted model, not a curated record
AUGGGACGCAAGAAAAAUGAGGGCCUUGCCCGCUGGGCGGGGUUACCGCUCUGCUGCUUGUUGCUACUUCUUGUUAACGUUCUGUUCCCCUGUGAGGAGGCUCGCUUCCAAUCGAGGCGAGGUCUUGGAGAGCAAAGCGGCAUCGGGACAAACGUAUGUAACAAUAUCAUCCCAUUUUACCUGAACAGUCAUAAUUUUUUUAACCCCCUGCGGGAAAUCAACGUCUCCAAUAAUUUCUCCCUAAAGUGGAACAUCAACUAUAUAUACUUUGAAUAUUUCAAUGAAGAGUUUUUUAUAAAUUUUAACCUACACAGUGUAUCGGUAAAAAAUGUGCAGUUAUACGAGUACAGACAUAAUAGCCUUUUGCUUUUGACGAAGGAUGCCUCCCACGAUGAAGUAAAAUUUUUUAUUCGUGUUGAACCGGACAGGAGUGUACACCCUGGGGAAAUGAGAACCUUUUAUUUUGUCAUUAACUCUGGCACAGAACAUGAUUUCACCACUUGUGUUAAUGUAAUGUUGGAGUUGAAUAUUGGUCUGGUGAGUAGGUAUGAAGGGGCUCCGCUUAAUUAUGAAAAUAGUGCUGGACAGAGUAAUGAGUUGAAAAGCCUUUAUUCUGAUAGGACGAUCAUGGAAGAGAAAAAAAGCAAACUCCCUGCACACCACAAGAAUUACAUCAUUGUGAAAGACAACUACUACUACGCUUCAAGUGAAGACUACUACAUUCGAUUCGAACGAGGGAAGGAGGAGGAAUCCUAUGUCCAUAUGCAGGUGAAGCAACAAGUGAUAGUGUAUACGGUCCUUUUAUUUACUCAAUUCAGCGAACACGGUAAUAUAAGCUUCUACUCCCACUUAACAGAAGAUAUAACAAAAGAGAAAAAUUUCCACAUGAAUUUGAAAAAAUUAACAAUAGGAAAAAGGUAUUUGUAUAAUAUGAGCGUGGAUAAUAUUUUGAGGUUGGCUCACUUGGACAAGGAAUGUAACAAGGGGUGUGUGAAUAGUGUCAGAACAAAAAACGGGUUAUUGCUGCACGCCCUGCUACAUAAUAACGCUGUGUAUAAAUUUGAAGUCAAGUAUAUGUUUGGAAGGGAUUCCCCAGGUAUAUCAGGCAUGAAACCUGAAGGUGCUCAUUUUAAUAUAGAAUUUUCCAUCGUGAGGAAUUCAGCAGAGUACACCAUGGUGGACUUCAUCCGUGAACACUUCACCAGGGAGUGCAUGCAUAAUACGUUUUUCCCCAGCGGGAUUAUCCAAACGGGGGAAAAAAGUGCACUAGAGGAAUAUUCACUUAAACGGUGCAAAAGGGAUGGACAGGAGGAAAAUUGUACUACUCCCCUUGACCCAAACGCUGACUUCAUCAUAUACGGCAGGAUGAUCGAAUUGAAUGAUAAUUUUAUUUUCAAUUUUGACCCAAUUAAAUUUUUUGAGCAACCUAAACAAGUAACCGUAAUCAUCAGUGAGGAAAGUCUUUUCAAUUUGGUUGUCACAUCUAAAGCAGAUAAUGUAUAUAUAAAUUUGCUUAAAAAAGACUCGUCUCAUGGAGGGGACAAGGUAUGUAAUACGUACUAUAUGAAUAACUUAAAUGAUUACACAAUUUUUAAUUACAUGGCAAAGGAGAUGGAUCAUUUUCCUCAUGCCCAUGUGAAUAAAGCGGUUGAUGGUAAUUAUACAGAUGAUGAAGAGGUGCGAAGGAAGAAGUUCUCUCUUCACAAUAUAGCUUACAUUAACUGCACCCUACCCAAGGGGGAAUAUUACUUAAGGAUAACUGUUGAUGGGUAUAAUAUGAUUUGUGACUCGAACGAAGUGAAUCUUAUUAUUCACCCUUUGAGUAUGUAUGAGGAAAGACACAAAUGUGAUAGCAGCAUGAAUAUUGUGACGGACUUGUUUUACUACCACUUGAGGUCAGAGAGUAAGACGCAUCGUGAGGAGCUUUCUUCCAACUUGAUCAGUGGACCUGAGGGGGAGGGUUUCACCGCUGCAGAGAGGUCCAACUCGGUAGGUGGUCAGGUCAAAAGGCCAAACAGUAUAGAAGAGGACGUGAAAACGUACCAGAACAUUUAUGAAAACAGAUGGAUUUUGAAUAACCCUAUAUUUGAAGAUUUUGAUUUUGUGAUUCUGUACGAGAAGCACAUUAGCGAGAGGGCAGACGAAUUGCUCGUAACAAUAAACAAUUCCGUCUUCUUGGACCUCUUCUUUGUAAUUGUAGAACCUGUUACGGAGCAGAACUGUUAUUAUUACAUAUACAGAAAUUCGAGGAAUGUUUCCAAGUAUAAAGUGAAGCAUGGAAACCGUCCCUUUACCAUUUAUCUAAUUGCCUCCACCAUGCACUACCCACAAAAGCAGCUGUGUGGUUUUUUUUUCGUUGACAUAGAUUUGGUAACCAAGGCGAAAUUAACAAGGGAAGAGAAUGAAGAACCGGGUCACUUGCAACCCACAACCAAUACACAUAACAUGAUCAGCAGGAUUAACUAUAUCCCUGAUUUGAUCAUCGGUUACGACUCCUACUCGUUCAGCAACUUUUGCUUCAUCCCAAAGUAUAAGAAGCAUAGCCUGCUCAUUUACAUAAAGGAAGAUUCUAUUGUAAAAAUAAAUUGCUUUAGUGCCAACUAUGUGUACAUUUGCCUGUACGACAAGAAUAAGAAAAAGCUGUACGAUGGGUACAAUCAGCUGUAUAUCGAGUCCUUCACAAAGGGGGAGUACGAAGUCGUUUUUCAGUUUAACGCGCCCAACGACCAGAAGGACAACGCAUUUUUCUACCUCCAGAUUUAUGUCUUCCACUUGAGUUUGCUUGAGAGGUGCGCUGGGGGUGCAUUCGUCGGCGCACACUCGAUCACAGGUGCAGGUUCGGAAGCCACUGCCAGUGGGUUGCAGAGUUCUGGAGUGCCCCCCGCAGCGACCACACCAAAUUCACAAGACGUGUACGACCUGACCUCCUAUGUCCAACCCAGGCGCCCGGAUCUCACCACAGAUGUUAAUCAAACUCAAGUGAAUGACAAAAACAUUUUCUGGUUUGAAGCCCCAAACGCCUAUUACCUAUUCAAGAGGGACUUCCUUCUGCUCCACCCGAACAAAAGGAUCGUAAAAGAGCUGAUCCUUCCCCACGUGGUGAGCAUGGAUCACGCAGCUACGUUCCUCCUGAAGAUAGAACUCAUUUUUGCACAAAAUUAUUUGCCUUAUAAGUUGGCCAUUCAGGACACUUCAAAUAGCAGACUUCAAUACCACGAUAGUUACACGUACAAAAAUAAAAUCCUGAUGACUGUUCCCGUGGUGAAUAGCGCCUCCCCGAUGGAAAGCAACCCCAAGGGUGAAGCCCCCCAUCAGGGAAAACACUUCAAGCUGUACGUGGACCUAUACGAAGAAGUGAACGAAAAUUUAAGAGACAACUUUUGUACGUAUGGCUACGUGCACAUAAUUUACACGAGUGAGAUGGAGGCCUUUCGGCAAUGGGACGAGCAGGGCUUGUCCUACUCCACGGUAAACCUGCCGCUUUUACUGAAUAAUAUACUUUUCAAGGGUUCUCCCGGUUCAGCAGGGAAAUCAGUUGGUGUAAGCGAUGCUGGUGAAGAGGCUAGGCAUGGCGGUGAUCGCUCCGCGGUGAUCUCGCUUCGUAACUGUGACUUGCCUGUCGCGAACCAGACUCUACACUACACCUUCGAACUGCUGAACAAUAAUGUUGUCUUGUUCCUCGCCAGGGAUAAUCUUUUUUUUGACAUGUACAUGUACAGGGAAAAGAGAGACAUAAAGCUGAAUGUGUACAAAUUUUCCGACGCGAAAAAGUUAUUGUCUGGUGAAGGAAUCACCUAUGAUGAAGUGACAAAGAAAGGGUUACCGCUAGGAGAAGAAAUUUUUUCCUUCAACAAGAGGCAGAUAUACAUAUCGACGUAUCUAACGAAGGGGUUAUACAUUUUUGAGUAUGAACAUGGGUCAGGUGCAUUGUUUGCAAAUUUGUCUGUGGUGUGGGAUUAUGGGGGAGACAUACAAAGUGGGAGUUACCUCACUGGGGAAGAAGUCGGUUUGCCUAAGCAAGAAGUUGGAGUGAUUGUUCCCAUGGGCAGAACAGCAGUCGGUAGGGAUGAUACCCUGUUGAGGAACGAAAUCGAUUUCCUAUUUGGCAAGGAAUUCAAGUUCAGCGAUAAAAAAAUAUUACACCAUCAUGGAGGUGUGAAGCUGCACAAUUUGACCUACUUCUGGAGAGAAAUUAUAAAAAAUGAAAAUUUUCAAAUUUUUGACAAUAGUGUCACCAGUGUAGAAGUAAAAAAAGGCGAACAAAUAAAUGCCCUCAUUUACAAGCGUUUUUAUAUAUGCUUAUCGGAUGAAGUGGGAAAAGUCCCUCAAGACGGGAAAAAUUACUCGAAUGAUACACAGAAGAGUAGCGACAUGAUUAAUAAAAAUUACACACUUUUUAAUUUAAAAAUAGAAGAGAGGGCCCAAGUGUAUGUUGAAAUAAAACCUCAUUAUCACUUCUUUGCGUACCCCUUUAACCUAAAUAUCGUUUCGAGGCGAUCCUUUUUUGACAUUUCCAGUGGACAUAAAACCCUCAUUACGAUUGACUUAUCCCAGGGAGAGUACGAAAUACAUUUAACAUUUCCCCAGCUGAUGAGGGAACAAGUAAAAGAUAUCAUAUUCGACUUGGUCAUACUUAUUGUGUCGUCUAGAAGUGAAGAAAGCAAAACUGAACAGGGAAAGGCACUAACAUAUGUAAAUAACUUUCCUGGAAGACCCCACCAAAAUGAAGUCUGCAAAACGUACCCAUAUAAACCCUUUUUCAACAAAAUCAAUUUGGUGGAUAUCCCUGAAAAUGACACAUCAGUGAGGAGAAAUAUAAUUUCCUCAAAAUAUAAAAAUAAAUAUUUUCAUCUCUUUGGAAAAUUUUUCCUCAAAAGUUAUAUGGAAGUAGUUUUCUUUACUAUCCCCAAUGGUGGUUACCUUUUGAAAAUUUUUUGUUUCCCUAUUGAUGAGUCAACAGAUGAAAAUGUGGCAGCAGAGGAAGGGGGGAAAAAUGAACUUGGAAAUAUGAGGAGUAUUCUUCCUGGGAAUUUCUCAGACCCUUCAAUAAAUUUUGUAAACUCCUUUUUGAACGUACGGAACGUUUUUAAUAUUAGGGUUGUUCUGGACCAUUCUGUGGAGGCCAACGAGGAUACAGAUGGGGACAAAGAUCAACUAGACAACAACGCCCUUUCUGUGUCACCCUUAUUUGCUAACGAAGAUGAGGAAUUCAUGUUGAAUUUGUAUAAAGUUGAGAAAAGUUUCAAACUGGUAAUUAAAACGAAUAGCUAUUUGUGUAAUUAUUUCCAGCUAGUCCUAAGUCUCUACCCCCUCGACAUUUACACCCCUGUGCAUAGCAAUGCUUAUGUCCAGGCAAACACCCUGGAGAAAUUUUUGAAGAAUAUUUCUGACACCUUAUCUGUUAAGGCAAAAGUGUAUGAUGAGGAUAUAAAAUUUGAGCAGAAGAAAUUUCCGUCGCAUGAGUACCUGAGGGUAGGAACGGAUGUUGUGAUUUUGAGGAGCGUCCAAAAGGAGGACUCCUUUUCGCUUCCCGUGGUUGUGCAUAAGGGGAGCUACUUCAAAGCCAAUUUGGGAUACGAUUUUUCGCAAGCCAGCUUCCAAAUGAAGCUCACGAAAAAUGGUGGGGCCAUUUCAAGCAGCAGCAAGAUGCAAGUCAGCCUGAAGGAAAACGCCCUGAACACAUUUGAAAAUAUUAGCCUAUACUUGGAAGAGGGGAACUACACACUGGAGAUUCGUUCCUAUGACACCACUGCAAAUUUGAACAACGUAUAUAAAAACCUCACUUUCUUCUUCUAUUUCGAGCUGGAGAUUUUCGAGUUUUCCGACGACAAGAACGGGGAGGCAAUUCUGCUCGAUGUGUUUCCGCACAACUCGAUGCCCGUGGACAGGAGCUACCCCUUUGGCGUUGAUAUAAUUUUUUGGGGAAGAGUAGACGCGAAAGACAUACACCUGGAGGAUGAUCAGAAGACACACAUAGAGCCGACCAGCAUAAGAGCAAUAAAAUACGCCAACAUCGAGGUUCACAAAUUUGUUUUAUCCCCAGAAGUAAUGAACACAGUGGAAAAAAAUUUUAUGUUUAAAUUUUCCCCAAAUUGUAAUAUCUAUGUUAAUCAGGAAAAGGAAAAAAAAUUAAAGUUUACUCUCGCGACUGAUGACAAAAGUGCUUCCAUCGGAGACAGCGCUUAUGGAGCGGGGAAGGAUACAACAAUGACAACGAGCGGGUCGAAUGAGGAAAAUGGCCAAGUGCGACCAGAGAGUGUAAAUAAUUCCUUCCUCUUGGAGCAUUCGCAGAAGGAAGUCCCGCCCGACACAGGAACAACAAGCUACCUGGAAGGAAGUUCCCAUAAGGACAGCGUGUACGAUGUCGAUCGUGUCAUCCAGGACUUCCGACUCAAUGAAAAGAAAAGAGGAGAAGACGAGGACCCCCUUGUGAACGAUCCCUCCAAGGGAGAAGCAGAUGCGUGUAUUCCGCUGUCCAUAUUGACAAUGGAAAUUUACUGCUUCGAGAAAAGUUCUGUUCUCAUUUUUAUUUUUUUUUUGUGCGUGUGGUUUAUGCUGUGCGCGUGCCUAUUUCUGAUUUUAAAAUUGUACAAAAAUUGGAAGUACUACAGGAAUUACGACAUUAUUAUGGAGAGUGAGGAGAUGGUCAACUUGUUCGACGACGACCACAUAUAG